Molecule: messenger RNA, 1783 nt
Organism: Lolium rigidum
Lineage: Eukaryota; Viridiplantae; Streptophyta; Magnoliopsida; Poales; Poaceae
Product: metal tolerance protein 1-like
Exons: 2
Coding region: 86-1441 (451 amino acids)
Biological process (GO): zinc ion transmembrane transport
Cellular component (GO): plasma membrane; vacuole
Molecular function (GO): zinc ion transmembrane transporter activity
Source: RefSeq, a predicted model, not a curated record
UUAGUUUGAACUUCUACAUCUGAUAGAUAGUCAUUGUCAUACUCAUGUGGACAACAUAAUUAGAUAUGUAUGUUUUUGGUUGUCCAUGCAAGGCGACUGCAUGGAUGUGCUGCUUCAGUUUUCCCUUAACGAAUGGCAUUAUGGGAUCUCCAUCGCCUCAUUUCUCACAUUAGUUCUGAUGGACAACCAUAAUCACUCACCGCCCCAUGUCCCUGAAGUAACACUGGACAUUUCAUCUGCUUCUGGAGUAGCUGGGGGCAAAGCUUGCAGAGGUGCCGCCUGCGACUUUUCUGACACCAGUAACACCUCGAAAGAUGCAAAGGAGAGAUCUGCGUCCAUGAGGAAGCUCCUAAUUGCUGUGAUCCUUUGCGUUAUAUUCAUGGCAGUCGAAGUGGUUGGAGGCAUCAAAGCAAACAGUCUUGCAAUCCUGACUGAUGCAGCCCAUCUCCUUUCUGAUGUUGCAGCAUUUGCCAUAUCUUUAUUCUCUCUAUGGGCAGCUGGUUGGGAAGCGACACCACAGCAGUCAUAUGGAUUUUUCCGUAUUGAAAUUCUGGGCGCAUUGCUUUCCAUUCAGCUUAUAUGGCUCCUUGCUGGCAUACUUGUCUACGAAGCUAUCAAUAGGCUCCUCAAUGAAAGUGGCGAGGUACAGGGCUCCCUCAUGUUUGCUGUAUCAGCUUUUGGCUUGUUUGUUAACAUCAUAAUGGCAGUGUUGCUUGGUCACGACCAUGGGCACGGUGGGCAUGGGCACAGCCAUGGUCAUGACCAUGGACAUUCACAUGACCAUGAUCAUGGACACUCGGAGGAUGACCAUCCCCAUCACGAAGAUCAUGAGCAGGGCCAUGUACGCCAUGAGCACAGUCAUGGUACCUCCAUAACCAUCACAACUCAUGAGCACUCUCAUUCAAGCAGUGGACUACAUCAUGAUGCCGAGGAACCGUUGCUUAAGCAUGAUGGUGAUUGUGAGAGUACCCAGCCUGGUGCCAAGGCCGCUAAGAAGGCUAACCGUAAUAUCAAUGUGCACAGUGCUUAUCUGCAUGUUAUCGGGGACUCCAUCCAGAGCAUUGGUGUAAUGAUUGGAGGUGGUCUCAUCUGGUACAAGCCUGAAUGGAAGAUUAUUGAUCUCAUAUGCACCCUCAUCUUCUCUGUGAUUGUACUGUUUACCACAGUCAAGAUGAUUCGGAACAUUCUUGAAGUUCUGAUGGAGAGCACACCCCGCGAGAUCGAUGCCACCAGGCUCGAGAGUGGUCUCCGUGAGAUGGAAGGUGUGAUUGCUGUCCAUGAGCUGCACAUCUGGGCUAUCACAGUGGGGAAGGUACUGUUGGCAUGCCACGUGACCAUCACACAGGAUGCGGAUGCAGAUCAGAUGCUUGACAAGGUCAUUGGGUACAUCAAGGCAGAGUACAACAUCAGUCAUGUGACGAUUCAGAUCGAGCGCGAGUAAGGUACAGAUAGCUGGGGAUGAAAAUUGCGCUUGUUCACGGCUUAUCUUCCUAAAAUGCGGUUGUUGUUAGCUUUGCCCUUGCAAAAAGGCGUUGCAGGUUCAUCUAGCUGUUAUCUUUGGUGCUGGAGAAAUAUUAUAUAUGUUCGAUUUAUCAUUAGCUCUUUAGGUGGAUGAACUAUUAUCAGGGUGGUGUAGUCUGUGUUCACAUGGAUGCAGUUUUCAGACGUUUAUUGAGCCCCCUUUUGAGCUCAUCAACCCGCAUGUGUAGUUCAGGUGCACCCUUUCUUGUCACUUUAUGUAAAGCUCUGCUUGUUAUGGCAUGGAUAUUGUCAAGUUUUUCUA